AAACGAAACAAACAAAAAAAAAAACGAAAAAGACCACUACAGGGUACAUGUUUAAAGGAUAGAUUUUAUGCUGUGUGAAUAUAUUUCAAGUAAAAAUUAAACUAACAAUUUUAAAAAUUGCAGGGGUACGCAGCGCUUAUAGAGGUCCCUGCAUAACCUAGGGAGCGGGGUCGAAACGCAGCAGCAUCAAGAUAGACUAAGAGCAGGACCAGCCACUGCCCCUUCCGCAGGACCGCCGUCCUCGCCACGCCUCCGGGGGAGGGAGGUCCUGGCUUGGAGAGCGAUGAUUGGCCGAGUUCUAGGACGAGGCGGAGCGAAAGGGGGCGCGUCCAGUCCCUCCCGGCUCAGCGAAACCUUAGCUCGCGAGAUUUUGUUGGUUCCGCAUUUCGGGUCUGCGAGGUGGGGUAGGCGGGCAAGGCGGGCGCCGAGGUUUGCUAGGGCUCGCAGCGGCCAGAAACCCAGCUCCGAGCGGCGGCGGCGCGGCUUCCGCUGCCCGUGAGCUAAGGACGGUCCGCUCCCUCUCGCCAGCUCCGAAUCCUGAUCCAGGCGGGGGCCAGAGGCCCCUCGCCUCCCCUCUGAGGACCGAAGAUGAGCUUCCUCUUCAGCAGCCGCUCUUCUAAAACAUUCAAACCAAAGAAGAAUAUCCCGGAAGGAUCUCAUCAGUAUGAACUCUUAAAACAUGCAGAAGCAACUCUAGGAAGUGGGAAUCUGAGACAAGCUGUUAUGUUGCCUGAGGGAGAGGAUCUCAAUGAAUGGAUUGCUGUAAACACUGUGGAUUUCUUUAACCAGAUCAACAUGUUAUAUGGAACUAUUACAGAAUUCUGCACUGAAGCAAGCUGUCCAGUCAUGUCUGCAGGUCCGAGAUAUGAAUAUCAUUGGGCAGAUGGUACUAAUAUUAAAAAGCCAAUCAAAUGUUCUGCACCAAAAUACAUUGACUAUUUGAUGACUUGGGUUCAGGAUCAGCUUGAUGAUGAAACUCUUUUUCCUUCUAAGAUUGGUGUCCCAUUUCCCAAAAACUUUAUGUCUGUGGCAAAGACUAUUCUAAAGCGUCUGUUCAGGGUUUAUGCCCAUAUUUAUCACCAGCACUUUGAUUCUGUGAUGCAGCUGCAAGAGGAGGCCCACCUCAACACCUCCUUUAAGCACUUUAUUUUCUUUGUUCAGGAGUUUAAUCUGAUUGAUAGGCGUGAGCUGGCACCUCUUCAAGAAUUAAUAGAGAAACUUGGAUCAAAAGACAGAUAAAUGUUUCUUCUAGAACACAGUUACCCUCUUGCUUCAUCUAUUGCUAGAACUAUCUCAUUGCUAUCUGUUAUAGACUAGUGAUACAGACUUUAAGAAAACAGGAUAAAAAGAUACCCAUUGCCUGUGUCUACUGAUAAAAUUAUCCCAAAGGUAGGUUGGUGUGAUAGUUUCCGAGUAAGACCUUAAGGACACAGCCAAAUCUUAAGUACUGUGUGACCACUCCUGUUAUUAUCACAGUCAUACUUGGUUGUAAUAUGUGAUGGUUAACCUGUAGCUUAUAAAUUUACUUAUUAUUCUUUUACUCAUUUACUCAGUCAUUUCUUUACAAGAAAAUGAUUGAAUCUGUUUUAGGUGACAGCAUAAUGGACAUUAAGAAUUUCCAUCAAUAAUUUAUGAAUAAGUUUCCAGAACAAAUUUCCUAAUAACACAAUCAGAUUGGUUUUAUUCUUUUAUUUUACAAAAUAAAAAAUGUAUUUUUCAGUAUCCUUGAGAUUUAGAACAUCUACGUCACUUCAGAUAACAUUCUAGUUUCAAGUUUGUAUGGUAGUGUUUUUAUAGAUAAGAUAACGUAUAUUUUUUCAGAAUUCAUGAUUGCAGUUUAAAUCAUCAUAUGACAUGUGGGUGGGAGCAGCAAAAGUUAUUUUUACAGGGACUUCAUUUUUUUAUCUUUAUUUGAGACUGUUUUCAUAUCUAUCUAAAUUAUUAGGAAUGUGUGUAUCAGAAGUAAUUUUUUAAUGUCUUCUAAGGAUGGUCUUCCAGGCUUUUAGACUGAAAAGCUUAAUUCAGAUAGUAGCUUUUGGCUGAGAAAAGGAUUCCAAAAUAUUAACAACAAAUUUAGAUCUCAAAACCACUAUUUUUAUUAUUUCAUUAUUUUUCAGAGGCCUUGAAAUUCUGGAUAAGAGAAUGGAGGAAAAUACUCAGAGUACUUGAUUAUUUUAUUUCCUUUUAUUAAAAAAUUACUUCUAUGUUUUUAUUGUCUCUUGAGCCUUAGUUAAGAGUAGUGUAGAAAUGCAUGAACUUCAUCCUAAUAAGGAUAAAACUUAAGGAAAACCACAAUAAACCAUGAAGGUGUACACAUCUUAUAACACAGAUA
This is a messenger RNA of Nomascus leucogenys (northern white-cheeked gibbon), 2332 nucleotides long. RefSeq names its product MOB kinase activator 1A (gene MOB1A). Gene Ontology annotation, cellular component: cytoplasm; nucleus. The record is from RefSeq and is a predicted model, not a curated record. Gene Ontology annotation, biological process: hippo signaling; positive regulation of protein phosphorylation. NCBI's taxonomy places the organism in Eukaryota, Metazoa, Chordata, Mammalia, Primates, Hylobatidae. Gene Ontology annotation, molecular function: protein kinase activator activity.